Molecule: messenger RNA, 936 nt
Organism: Paramecium pentaurelia
Lineage: Eukaryota; Ciliophora; Oligohymenophorea; Peniculida; Parameciidae
Source: the annotation of a GenBank genome assembly
AUGCUACGGGUACAGUUUAAAUGGGUUAAACUUAGACUGGUUAUUAAUAAACUUAAGCAGGUUAUUAAUAAACUUAGACUGGCUAUUAAUAAACUUGAGCAGGUUAUUAAACAACUUAGACUUGUUAUUAAUAAACUUAAGCAGGUUAUUAAACAACUUAGACUGGUUAUUNGACAAUUAGAAAAUAAUUUACAUGAACUAAAAACAGAUGAGUAAGGAAAUACAGAAAUCAAUAACUUAAGUUAAGGAUACUCAUACACAGUAUUAAUAUAUAAAUCAGGUAUAAAGAUUAUCAAUAUAUUCAUAGGAUUUAAGAAAUCAUGUUCAGUUCUUGAUCUCUAAAGAAGAGUACCUAAAACUAAAUAUAUAUUCAGGUUAACAAAGAGUAUACCUAAACAUUCAGUCCGUAUUUUAUUAGAAUGGACAUCAAAGACUCUUAAUCUUGAUUUGUACAGUGCCUUUAAAGUAGGAGAACACUCUUGUUUAACUGGAGCUCUGUCUAAAUCAUGUGGAGGAAUGUAAUUGUCAACUAUAUCUAAAAAUGAUUAACAUAUAGAAGUGCUUGAUAUCUAUCAAUUAGAACCAUAAAUCUAUACAAUAUUUGUUAAAAGAUUUUUGACUAGAAAUGAAGCUUUAGAUCUUUUAAAGAAUUCUUUGGUUAGCUAAGAAUGGAUUGAUGCAGAUCCUCAUAUCACUGUAUACUUGAGUGAAUUAAACUACCCAUUAAUUGAAUUUAGAUUACCUUAAAGUAUGAUCUUAAUUAAUUUAGAUAUCAAUCUUUAAAUGGAUAAAUUAGAUUUAACCUGGAUGGUCUUUAAAAUUGAUGGUCAAUAAUCAGAUGCUCCAUAAACUUUACAAAAGAUGGAAUCUAAAAUUGCAAAUGACGAAAUAAGGUAAAACACUGCAUCCAAUAAACCUUUCUGGCCAGAAAUUUGA